AGGUCUCAAAAUUGUACCAAUUUUGUGGAGUCGAGUCAAAGCUAACUAUGAACACCACUACAAAGGAACACGUGUCAGGAUAUCCAUAAAAUCCCCCGGAAGCCAAAUAUCAGAAGGCAGUUAAUGGACCAAGUCGAGAUAUGUUUGCUGGCGAUCUCGUGGUAGAGAAAGAAUACCGAGAUCGUGCCAGGAUGCAAGCUUGCUUACUGAGCGUAACCGGAUUCACGCAAAGUCACAAUCGAAGUGUAAGUAUAAUAAUGGAAGCACAAUGUAGCUGUCACUGGCACAGUUAAACAAAGAGCACAUUAAAUCAAGCACUGGCACAAUUGGUUAUAAUAAUAAUUGUUUUCAUUAAACCAUUCGUGUUCUCGUGAUAAAAGUCACUACAAUAUCCUUACUACACAAAUCAUUGAAGAUUGGUCCUACAUCGUGCAUCAUCACGAUGGCAUCGCUUUCGUUACUUGAUAGAUGGACGUUAUCAGACAGCGUGACUGAGCUCUAGAAAUGUCUUGAUUUGACCGCUUCUGCAAAACUUUACGAGUAGUCGGGGCGACGCAACAAUCAUUUUACGAUGGUUUGACCUUCAAGUGCACAGCAACCUCCGACAGAAGACGGUACUCCUAAGGCGUUGCAUUUCAAUUCUCUUUGUGGCGCACACCACUUUGAUGAGUGUAGGUAAGUGGCUAUCUGUCAUCGCCUCGAUAAAAACAACACAAUAUUCACCUUCGGGAUUAUCAAGGCACCUAAACUAUACCUUACCAUUCAAGGCGGUUCAAAACUGAGUACUGUUUCAGAACAGUAGCUAUAGCUACCAAAUGUAAUACAGCAAUUCUCGUAUGGUGUUUGUGCCAGCCAAGCCCAUUUUUCACUAUACAAUUGUAUAGUGAGACACUUAAGUGUCUCAUAUCCCAUUUAUUCAUAGAAAUCCGUAAAUAACCUCGAUUUCAAAGAUGAUAGUUGUUUAUACACGGUGAACGACUGGGUGAUUUCAUAUUCACCCAGGUUGGCUGCGCUUAUAAAGUAGCUACACCAACUAGUUUGUGUCCGUAAACAGCCAUUUACCCUGUUAGUUUUCUUGGGGGUGACCUAAUAUUUUCAACACUCAGCACCUAAGUUCGUCUUUUUCUAAUGUCCACAUACACCGAUCGAAAGAAUGUUUCUUUUCAGUUACCGAUAUUACUCCGUCGUGGCAAUUCCUUUUACGAAGCUAUUUGAGAACAUUCUAUCCAACUGAGUCUGGAAAUCUAUGUUGACAUUAAGUUUAGGUGCGUGUCUGUCAGCACUUGAUGAGGAACCAGAGGAGCACUACAUAGUUGGUUUUAAAGGUUCAUGCUACUAUUAUCAUUAUGGUGCUCAAGGUGUGAAUGACCAAAACACUGCAAACCACUUUAUCUUGGUAUAAGCUCACGAAAUCCUGUCCUUUCGAUGUACCUACUUUACUUGAAGUUCAAAAUAUAUUGCAUGAAAUUGGGGACAAGCCCAGAGCUUUUGUAGGCUCUCAUGAUUGGAUUGGAACAUACGAAUGUGGAUUAGUAAUACAAUACGUGACAAAGCAUGAUUUUAAGAUAAUACGUGUGGAAAAUGGCCUUUUUACGGAGGAAAUCAUCAAAUUGCUUGUUGAUCAUUUUCAAGCACACGGAUCACCAGUCAUGCUCGGAGGAUACGACGACAGUUCAUCAAAAGGAAUCAUUGCAGUAAAAACGUUUCCUGAUCAGCCAACAAUGUUGCUAAUUUGUGAUCCCCACUGUUUUGAAAUACAUGGCAGCCCAACUAUCGCUAAAUUGUGCAAAGGAAAGUGGUUACGAUGGUGCAAAGUUACUGAAUUGUCAGAAAGACACUUUUAUAAUUUGUGUUUGCCUUUAUGA
Molecule: messenger RNA, 1865 nt
Organism: Schistosoma mattheei
Lineage: Eukaryota; Metazoa; Platyhelminthes; Trematoda; Strigeidida; Schistosomatidae
Source: the annotation of a GenBank genome assembly